UAAAAUUCGCGGCCACUCCUCAUUACCCAAAGAGGGUUUAACAAACUGCACUAAAAAAAAUACAAACAAAAGACAGAGGGUUUAGCUUUAAGAACUCAACAAUAUUCAACUCCCUUGAAAGUUGAAAUCUUUCAUCUACGCCCAAAAUGGGUACCAACGCAAAUGCAUCAAGCUACGAGGAGCUUCGCAGAAAGAGAGUAGAAGAGAACAAGAAGAAGCUAGAAGAGCUCAAACUCAACCAGCUUGCUCAAUCUUUAAAACCCAUCUCUGUUUCUUCGGUGAAGAAGCCUCGGAUUCCUCAACAGGCAGCGGUGAUGUUGCCUGUCCGGAGGUCUAGCCGUGUUGCUGAAUUGCCACCGCCUACUUACAAAGAAGUUCCGCUUGAACCAUUGGGGAGGCCUAGGAGUUAUGGUGGUAAAAGGGAUUUGCUAAGUCGUGUAUAUGCCUCUGACAAAGAUAGACAGUAUGCUCUAGAGAAAGCCAAAGAAUUACAAUCAGGACUAGCCUCAGAAACCCCAAGCUUUGUUAAGCCAAUGCUUCAGUCACAUGUCACUGGCGGCUUUUGGCUGGGUCUUCCUCAACAUUUCUGCAACGGCCACCUCCCGAAAUAUGAUGAGAUAAUGACUUUAGUUGAUGAGGAGGGGAAUGAAUGGCCAACUAAGUACCUAGAUAGAAAGAAUGGACUUUCUGGAGGCUGGAAAGGCUUUGCAGUUGAUCAUGAUUUAGUUGAUGGUGAUGCUUUGGUGUUUCAACUGAUAAAGCCUACUAAGUUUCAGGUCUAUAUUGUGAGGGUAAAUCGACAUGAAGAUAAUAACAAUGAUGUCUCUGAGACUCCAGACCUUCCACAUUCUGAAAACAAAGCUGAAGGAGGGAGGAAAAGGAAAUGAUGAUUAGAGCUUGACUAAUCUUUGAUGAAGACUUGAUUAACGGCGGUGGAUAUCUGCAUAUAUAAUAUUAAGAUCCGCACAUCCAGUUAUGGAGACGUGCAAAUAUGAUUAGUGCGUUGCCGUGCUUAAUCAUCUAUUUGAACUCUUCUUCUUUUCAAAUUUUCGUACUUUAUAUUAUUUUAAAUUUACAUU
Molecule: messenger RNA, 1079 nt
Organism: Daucus carota subsp. sativus
Lineage: Eukaryota; Viridiplantae; Streptophyta; Magnoliopsida; Apiales; Apiaceae
Product: B3 domain-containing protein At3g19184-like
Exons: 7
Coding region: 147-887 (246 amino acids)
Molecular function (GO): DNA binding
Source: RefSeq, a predicted model, not a curated record